GUUGAUUAGUUUAAAUAUAGUUAUAUAGUUUAAAUUUUAAUAUUCUUAAGAAAUGAUUCACAUAACAUAUUCUUUUGUUUUAAUUCUUGGGAUUGAUUUUUAUUUUGGUAAUGUUUUUGGAAACAUAAUUUUAAUUGGCCAAGAAGGUGUGAUGGAUAUUAUAACAAAUGAAGGGGGUUAUAAUUAUCAAGCUAAAAUGAUGGAUAUAUCAAGAAGUUUGAAUUUUUUCAGAAUUCUACAGUGUGGACCUUUAACGAUUGAAUUUGUGAAUGAGAAAAAAAUUUUUGCAGAAAUCUUUUUGAUUUAUAAUGAACAGUCUGUUAAAUAUCCAAAAAUCGAAACAAAUCUUAAAAUUACUUUUGGAAAAAAUAACAUUAUUUUAAAUCACAAUAACAAACAAGAAGAAUUCUCAUACAACGAACAUGGUAUUAAUCUAUUGCAGCAAUCUAUUCUAAUGUUAAACAAUAAAAUUCAUUUCAAAGUAGUUAAAAUCUAUGAGAGUAAUCUUCCUAAAAAUAGAACUUUAGCUCAUUCUACGGUUUAUGAGUUAAAUAUAAAAAUAAAGCUAGAAAUGUUAGAAAAACUGUCUUUAUGGAAAUAUGUGAAAGAGGAGAUUGUUAACUGUGAUAUUUCUACUCAACCCUAUAUAACACUUGAAGAUUUCAUUAAUAACUCAACAACAUAUAAUAAAUAUGUUGCAUUUACUCUUCAGGAAGCACUAAGAAUCAUGAAUGAUCGAACUUUUAAGUAUGCGUUUUUACUAGUCAUAUAUGCCUAUAUGACAUUAAAAAAUGAUUUUGAGAAAACAAUAGACUGGGAAUCAUUCCAAAUAGUUUCUAAAAAAUUGAGCACCGCACAAAUUUAUCCGAUAAUAUCCAAUAACAUACAUUAUGACUUACGUUCUGACUUUCCAAUAUUACAAAAAGGUAUUGAAUCAGGUCAAUGUGAGGAAAUUGUGAAAAAAAUCAUGUUGAAAUAUACAAAAUUAUUCUUAACACCCAUGGAAAUAAAUGAUUUAGCAAGGACUCGCAGAUUAUCACAAAAUGUAUUAAAUAAAGUAUUUCGGGGAUUUCCCAAACCUCACGAAAACGACGUUAUCUCAUACAAUUUUGAGACUAUACCAAAUCGACUAAAUGAUAUAAAGACAAAAUUGGAGAUAAUUUUAAGGCUAAUUAACACAGAAUACAAGGAAAUGUUAAAUAUAACAUAUUAUAUUAAAGUAAAUCAGCUAACUCACCAAUAUUAAAUUAUGCAGGAUGAGUAAUUAAAUUUUUGACUAUGUUUCAAUUUAUUUUUUUUUAUUAAAUUUACUUUAAAAAAAUAAAAUAUUCUCUUUAUUAUGAAAGAGAG
Messenger RNA from Daktulosphaira vitifoliae (grape phylloxera), 1350 nucleotides. RefSeq lists its product as uncharacterized. The transcript is spliced from 9 exons. Lineage: Eukaryota; Metazoa; Arthropoda; Insecta; Hemiptera; Phylloxeridae. The record is from RefSeq and is a predicted model, not a curated record. The coding region runs from base 53 to 1246 and encodes 397 amino acids.